AGGAUCAUUUAUGGGACCUAUAAUGAAGCUCAGUGAGAGAGGAUUGAAGUUAUCAGCAAAGAUGGUCUACGCCAUUCUCACUAGAAGCAUCGUUUCUGUCAAGGAGAAUGAAGCCUGGUUCCAUUUCGGUGCGCAGCCAAUGAGGUUCUCUAUAAGAGAAUUUCAUAUGAUGACAGGCUUGAAAUGUAGCGGUGCAUUAGAAGGACCACGAAGGGAAACCGAUAGAUUUAAUUGGGAAUUGCUAAAGGGGCGUAGUCAUAAGUUAAGUGACGUGGUGGAACAGCUCAGAAACACAAGAGAAGAUGCUUCUGAGGAGAGAGUAUGCCUCGCAAUGCUCAUCCUGGUAGAGAGCAUAUUAUUGCGGAAGAGCAAAGGAGGGAGUUUUGCUUUGGAAUAUGCAAAAAAUGCACAGGAUAUGACAUAUCCAUGGGGGAAAGAGGCUUACAUUGUGCUCCUGAAGUCAAUUCAAAACGCUGUUGUGAAUCAUUUGGAGAAUAAAUCCAAAUUUGAGUUGCAAGUUUAUCCUCUAGUAUUCCUUCUUUGGAUACUAGAGUCGAUUCCUUUGGUAAGGAAUAAGUUCAGUAAGUGUGUACCAACAGUUGAGGUUCCUGGGCCGACUUACUUGUGUGAAAAAUACACUGAGGUAGAGAAUCCAUCACUUGAUAGGGUUUUACAGGUUGAAGCUGAUACAAAGCUGAAGGUCCAUUGCAUACUACCUUCUAUUCCUCAUGAUCCAGAAGAUGAUAUCUCCAUUGAAGACAAAUAUAGUGACGAGCUGGAAACACUGAAAGAUGUAACAAAGAAAGGGUACAAGCUUACAGCCGAUGACUGGGAAAAUAGGUGUGUAGACACAUUUGAAACAUUGGAUGCUCUUAUUCAAAUGAUGGCAAAUAAGGAGACUGGCCAAGCUUCUACUCCGAUUGAUGAGGAUUCAGUAAAUGAAAAAGUGAACAGAAUCAUCGAGGUAAUGGAGGAGAAUCUGAAGAGCAUGAAGGAUCGAAUGUCAUUACUGGAAGAAGAAAACAUGCAUCUUAGAGCCCGUGUGUCAGAGUUGGAAGGAAACAACAAUGUUUUUCCCACUAACGUGACACAACAGCGAUCCAGUGGGACACCUUUAUCUCCAAUGUCUCACACGCAACCAUCGAGUGAGACGCCUUUAUCUCCAAUGUCUCAACAGCCUAAUUUGACACAUGAGGAGACAAUGAUUGAAUCAGCUGCAUCUCCAAAGUCUCAACAAAAUGAGGUAUAUGCUCAAAAAUUUUUAAGAAAAUAUUUGGAAAUUCUUGUACAAAAUCCUGAAUGCCUUCCUGAUUUUUGCAGGAUUACACGCAACCAUCGAGUGAGACGCCUUUAUCUCCAAUGUCUCAACAACCUAAUUUGACACAUGAGGUAUGUAACCAAUAAAUAUUGUUGAGUUUUGAAGUAAUAUUUGGAAACUUUUGUACAUAUUCUUGAAUGCAUUCUUGAUUUUUGCAGGAGACAAUGAAUGAAUCAGAUGAUGACACUCCUGCCCUUGAUACUCAAGUAUUCUCUCCUAAUCUGACAAAAGAGGUAUAUGCUCAAUGAUAUUGUUUUCACAGUUGGAGUUUACAAAUUAGUUUUGGGUGAUUUUUUUUUACAUAUAAAGGCUUUUUUGAUUUUUGACAGAAAGAAACAAGUGAGUCACCUGCUGAGAGGCCAUCCAAUCCUAAUCAAGAUGGCAAACCAGAUGAUGAGGUAAUAUUUAUUCUAGAAAUUAUAGUUGAAUGUAUUCAUGAUGGCCUUUCCUGAUAUUUUUUUGCAGAUUGUGAGAGAGAAAUUAACAAGGGAGUCACCUGCUGCUCAGAGUCAAGUUUCGCAGAAAGAAACAGUGGAAAUGAAUGAGACACAUUCUUCUCCAAUAGCUCCAAAGAGUAUUGAAACUCCCGUUUAUACUCCAAGUCAAACUCAGCAGGUACAUGGUAAAAAAAAAUCUUGGAUUUUUAAGUUAAUGUUUGGAAGCUUUAGAACGUACUCUGGAUUGCCUUCGUGAUAAUUUUUACAGAUUGAGAGAGAGCCAUCGGAUGACAUGCCUGCCCUUGAUAGUCAAGUUUUCACUCCUAAUCUGACAAAAGAGGUAUAUGCUCAAUGACAGUUGGAGUUUACAAUUAGUUUUGGGUGAUUUACAUAUAUAGACCUUUCUAAUUUUUGGCAGAGGGAAACACAAACCUCUACUGAUGAGACGCCACCCAAAGCUAAUCAAGAAGAAGGAAAAACAAAUGAUGAGGUAAUAUUUACUCUAGAAAUUAUAAUUGAAUGUAUUCAUGAUGGCCUUUCCUGAUAUUUUUUGCAGAUUGUGAUUGAGUCACCUGCUGCUCAGACUCAAGUUUUGCAAAAAGAAACACUGGAAAUGAAUGAGCACCUUCUUCUCCAAUAUCUCCAAAGAGUAUUGAGGCUCAAGUUUUUACUCCAAUUCAGAAACAGCAGGUAAAUGCUCAAAAAAUCUUGGAGAUUUCAAGUAAUGUUUGGAAGCUUUUGUACUUGUUUUUGAUCCCCUUCCUGACUUUUUUUGUUUUUUUUGCAGACGGUAACAGAGGGAACGUAUGAGGCUACACAGCCAUUGACUGAGAUCAUUUCAGCAAACAGUAAAAAGGUAAGCAUAGAAAUGUCUUUCAUAAGUACAACUUGAAUUUUAAAUUGUAGAAACUUCUUCAUAACUACCUCUUUUAUUUUAUUGUUAUUACAAGAGGAUACACAUGCUGUGCAUCACACACCUUCCUCUCCAUUGUCUUCACUAAUUGCACUAGUUAUUGAAGAAAAUAAGAAUGCUUUGGUAAGAAGAAAUAUUUAAAAUGUUUAUGUAAUAUUUUUCUAUUCAACUAACUCUUGCCAUUUAUUUUUGUCUUAUAGAGUGAGACAGAAACUGUGACCCAAUAUUUUUCUCUAAAUGAGGGAGAGGAGACACAAUCAAGCAGAAAGAAUCAAGCAGAAGAAAAUCUCAAGGAUACUACAAAACAUACAACUGCUAGUUUCCACAGAUGUUUCGAAGACACAGCCUCUUACACAGCUUCUUACACAGCCUCUUACUCAGCAAACACAGCACCUUCAGACAAGUGAGGGAGAGCAAUCCGAUGAGACACCAUCAAAGCAGAAUCAAGCAGAAGAAAAUCUCAAGGAUACUACAGAACCUACUACUGAGCUAGUUUCCACAGAGCCUACUACUGAACCUACUACUGAGCAUGUUUCGAAGAUACCGCCUAUUACUCAGAAAACAGAGCAUCUUCAGACAAGUGCUAUAGAUUUUUCAGAAACAAACGAGGUUGAAGUAAGCAGGCUUCUAGCUCACUUUCAAAUAGGCGCAGAGGUUGAGAUUUUGUGUACUGAUGACGAAAUAUGGUAUCCAGGAAAGGUUGUUGAUCUUAAACUGUGUGAAGGACUAGAGGAGCUGACAGUUGAGUACACGACACUCUUCGCAGACCAACAUAGACUUCAGAAACUUCAGGAUACUAUCACGGCUGACAAAAUACGUCCUGCAACACCAACUAGUGACCAAAAAUCCUUUGAGAUGAUGGAUAAGGUAGAAGUCUUUUACAACAAUGGCUGGAGCAGCGGACAAAUUAGCAUGGUACUUGGUGAUAACACAUACUCGGUGUGUCUCUAUACUUCUAUGGAAACUAUUCUAUUCAAACAUUC
Messenger RNA from Brassica napus (rape), 3651 nucleotides. RefSeq lists its product as uncharacterized. Bases 11 to 1381 code for a protein of 456 amino acids. Lineage: Eukaryota; Viridiplantae; Streptophyta; Magnoliopsida; Brassicales; Brassicaceae. The transcript has 5 exons. The record is from RefSeq and is a predicted model, not a curated record.